Molecule: messenger RNA, 1149 nt
Organism: Pleurotus ostreatus (oyster mushroom)
Lineage: Eukaryota; Fungi; Basidiomycota; Agaricomycetes; Agaricales; Pleurotaceae
Exons: 10
Coding region: 1-1149 (382 amino acids)
Biological process (GO): protein maturation
Molecular function (GO): threonine-type endopeptidase activity
Source: RefSeq, a predicted model, not a curated record
AUGCAACAAGACUGCUUCGUCGCUGUUCAUGGAGGGGCGGGUAUACUUUCCCGAGACUCUGAAGGCCUUGUGAAGCAGGCACUGGCCAAUGCGUGCAAAACAGCAUUAGCGACACUACAAAUUCGUAAUGACGUGAAUGCAGCCCUAGCAGCAACGGAGGAGGCCAUUGUCGUGUUAGAAAAUGACCCUUGCCUCAAUGCUGGUUACGGUUCCAACCUGACAUUCGCUGGCACCGUGGAAUGCGACGCAGCAAUAAUGACCUCAGAGCCCGGCGACUAUGGUAGUAUUGGGGCUGUUUCAGGGAUAACCAAUCCUAUACGGCUGGCCCGAGCAGUGUUGGACCACGCGCGGAUUCCAGACCCUCUCGGACGCGUCCCUCCAAUGAUGCUGGUCUCCGAGGGCGCAACAUCCUUCGCGUCAAGUGUUCCGCAGCCACCGAUAGCGAUCGUGCCUGUGGACUCCCUUAUUACACUUCGAGCACGUCAACAAUGGGCUAAAUGGAAGGCGCGUCUGGACCAAGCGGAGGCCGGUCCUGUGGAUAGCACCUGCCCUACCACCGCCGAGGACCAAAUGCAAGACACCGUUGGUGCCAUUACUUGUGACCGAGCAGGUAGAAUGGCUGCUGGCGUUUCAAGCGGGGGACUAUUGCUGAAACAUCCGGGGCGCAUAGGCGAGGCGGCCAUGUAUGGUGCUGGGUGUUGGGCUUCCCAGACCAACCGACAACCCCACACGGAAGCUUCGGGGGACUCAUCUAACAAUUUCACCAUUUCCGGACGAAGCACUGGAGAAGACAUCGUGAGGGCGAUGCUGGCGAGAUCUAUUGCCCGUGCACUGGCCUACGAUCAGGCUGAGACAUUCUCAGGCGAAGUUGAUGUACACGAGGCUUUGUCGGAGGUCUUUGUCAACCUAUUCUUGAAACUGUCUAUGGCCCGAGGGGAGCUUAAUCCCAGCGCCGGUGUCAUCCUACUGGAUAGAGGAGACGCCGACAACCCACGUUCAGUCCGUCUCUGGUGUGCGUUUACGACACCAUCGAUGUCUAUUGCGUACGCAUCCUCAAGGCACCCAAGCCCUAAGGUGAAGAUUCUGAGAAGACCGACGAGGACCAAUACGGAGUCUCCGGUUUAUAUAACUGCCAUCACCCUAUCGUAG